UCUCUCAGCGAGCGGGAGUGAGGAAGAGACGCGUGCUUUUUUUAUUUUCAUCAUGGAGCCCAUCGUGGUCCAUGAUUUCUCGGAGAAGAUCCUGGAGCAGCUCGUUCACUUCCAUGUGAUGAAGCUUAGCGGCGGGUUUUUCCUCUGGAUCGGGUCUAGUCCGGUUCUGUCCAGCCUGGCCCUGGCCAUCAACAGUAAAUAUGAUUCAACGCCUCUGUCCGCUCUGGUUCUGGGUGACACGUCAGACACGACUCCAAGCUCUCUUGCACAGAGACUCACAAAGAAGACAAAGAAACAGGUAUUUGUAAGUUACAGUUUACCCACGACGGACUCAAAUCUAGCGCUGCUGGUGGAGGACAGAAUCAAAAAGGAGAUGGAGAUUCAUCCUGACAAGUUUUAAACAUUUGUUGUUUUUCCUGGCACUUUUUUGUUUGCUGUUUUUGUACGUAGCUCAAUAAAUCCAACACAAAAAUUA
This is a messenger RNA of Cyprinus carpio (common carp), 475 nucleotides long. RefSeq names its product proteasome assembly chaperone 4 (gene psmg4). Gene Ontology annotation, biological process: proteasome assembly. Lineage: Eukaryota; Metazoa; Chordata; Actinopteri; Cypriniformes; Cyprinidae. The record is from RefSeq and is a predicted model, not a curated record.